AAUGAAAACCAACCCUAAGCUCCUUUCAUCUCCGCUCUAAAGGUAGCCCCGAUUAUUGCUGACUUAAGCAUUGGAGUGUUUAUCCCGAGGAUCCACCUCGAGGCUUUGCAGGUCAAUUCAGAGUGCAGACACGGACUGAAGGAGGACUUUUGGUUUGGUGCAGUUACAUUUUGGCGUCGUUUGUGGGAAUUCGCAUUGAAAGCUCCUUUGUUGCUCCCACCAUGGUUAAAACUAGGUCAGUCCGAGGUGGAAACUCAUCUCAGCCUCUUAGACGAGGUCAGGUCCCCAGCAAUUUUCAUCCUCAUCUCCCGCCCCCAAUCCCGAACACACUCCCUCAUGCUGACCAAGCAGAAGGAAGGGAUGAAAAUCAGCCACGCAAUUCGGCUCACAACUCAGCCUUUACUGCUAACCAAGACGUAGUUGCAACUCAACUCGCUGCCAUGCAACAGCAAUUUGGUGUCUUUCAGCUAGUACUGGCUCAGCUAUUAGCCGGGAAUAAUCCUGAUAGCUUAGAAAAGCUAAUGGUUGAACAGCGAGGUGCCCCACCUCCACACCCUGCUGCUGACUCCGUACCCCACCCCCUCAACACCAACAUUACAUUAGAACCCUAUCCCGUUGGCUUCAGAAUACCACAACUUGAAACUUAUGACGGGACGAAGGACCCCGAUGAUCAUCUACAUGCUUUCUACUCUUGUAUGCAAGCCCAGAACGUCUCUGAAGCGUUGAUGUGCAAAAUCUUUCCUUUUACCCUCCGCGGUAAUGCUCGAACCUGGUACUACAGUCUGCCCCUGAGGUCAAUCAGCUCUUACACAGAAAUGGCAUCCACUUUUGCCACAAAGUUUUCCAGUAGAAGGUUGAUCAGGAAAACCACUUCCGAGCUGAUGCGCGUUAGGCAGAGGGACGGAGAGUCUUUGAAGAAUUUUAUGAGUAGAUUUAAUGAUGCAGUGCUGGAAGUCAACUUUUUCGACCAGGCUGUAGGAAUUACAGCUGUGAUCUCAGGUCUUAGCCAUGAGAGAUUCAGGGAUAGCCUGCUUAAACAUCCUGCUACCACCUUCGGCGAGGUAAAUGAUAGAUCAUUGAAAUUCAUAACUACUGAGGAAUAUGCCCUGUCGCAGAACCUAACUCCUAUUAAGAACCAACACCCGGACUGGAGAGAUAAGAAUCCGAACAGGAAACGGAUGAAGACAACACAGAACCGAGGUCCGAUGCCGACUUCCACCCUGAGAUUCGAAAGGCCGAACUCAACACCUCCGCAACAACCUGCAGGUAAACCUCCAGUUAAUUGGACUCCUUUUAAUUUACUGAGGUCACAAAUCUUUAUGCAGAUUAAGAAUAAAAUGGACUUAAGACGUCCGGGUCCAAUGAGAACUGCUGUUGCUACCAGAGAUCAUACUAGGUAUUGUGAUUUUCAUCAAGAUCACGGUCAUACAACAGAGCAAUGCAAUAGUCUGAGGUCCGAGCUGGAAAGUCUGGCGCAGAAAGGAAUGUUGAAUGAGUACAUCCAGAGAGUUGAACAGCCACGUUUUGUCAGGGAACAAGGGCCACAACCUCAAGGUGUCCGUAACCCGCCAAACAGGCAAGGUGUGGGAUAUCAGCAAGCCUCACCCCCGCUCCCACCACCAGCUAAAAUUAUACACAUGAUUACAAGAGGCCUGGAAGCCGGUGGACUAAGCUCUAAACAGCGAAAGUUGUAUGUCAGAGAGGUUAAACAUUGGAACCAAGCUCGAAAGCGAAAGUUUGACGAUGCUGAGUGGAAGAAUCAACCAAUUACCUUCACAUCUGAUGAUCUCGAUACAGUUGUCACGCCCCACAAUGACCCCCUCGUCACUUCUGUCACGGUUAACAGUUGUGAGGUGCAGCGCGUCCUUGUUGACACAAGGAGUGCACCAGACAUCAUGUACGUCCAUUGUUUUGAAAGUCUUGGGUUGGAUCCGACUUUGUUGCAGCGGUAUGAUGAUCCCAUCUAUGGAUUCAACAACCAGCCAGUCCCAGUUGAAGGAGUCCUCACCAUGACUGUUGCAUUUGGAAGCGGCCGGAGUUACGUGACCCCUUCAGUUAGCUUUCUGGUAGUCAAGAUGGCGUCCUCUUUCAACGUCAUCAUUGGCCGACCAACACUGACUGAAAUCCGAGCUGUGAAGGGCAAAGAUCAGACACCCAAGGUCCAUUCCAAACAGAUUCCUGACAAUCGGCAAAUUAUGGGUGUAGAAAUCGUAGAUAAUCGACCAGAAGAUGAAACCAGGGCUGCUCCAGUAGAAGCUGUGGAAGUGAGGUUAAAAGUUAUUAAAGAAGAAGUCGAGAAACUCCUACAAGCUGGCUUUGUCAGAAGGGUCGAUUACUGUGAAUGGGUCGCCAAUCCGGUGCUGGUGAAAAAAGAAAAUGGUAAAUGGCGGAUGUGGAUUGAUUACAGUAACCUCAACGAUGCAUGUCCAAAGGACUGUUAUCCAAUGCCAAACAUUGAUAAGCUGGUUGAGGCAGCUUCGGGAAAUGAGAGAUUGAGUCUCUUGGACGCAUAUUUAGGGUAUCACCAGGUGCCAAUGGCUCCCGAGGAUGAAAAAAAAACCUUGUUCUAUGCCGGCGAUGAGAUCUAUUGCUAUGUGAUGAUGCUUUUUGGCUUGAAGAACGCAGGUGCCACUUACCAGAAGAUGGUUAUCAUCGUAUUCCGAGCUCAAAUAGGUCGAAAUCUGGAAGUUUAUGUUGAUGAUAUAGUGGUGAAGAGUUUGAAAGCGGAGGAUCACUUAGCUGACCUCGAGGAGACAUUCAACAAUCUCAGGAAGAACAAGAUGAGGUUAAACCCAGAAAAGUGCAUCUUCGGUGUAGAGUCGGGAAAGUUUUUAGGCUUCAUGGUAUCCAGAAGAGGGAUUGAGGUCAACCCUGAAAAGAUCAAAGCAGUAGCCGAGAUGGAACCACCGAAGUCGGUAAAAGAUGUACAGAGGUUGAUGGGGAGAGUAGCAGCUCUACAUAGAUUCAUCUCGAAAUCGACAGAUAAAUGCUUGCCGUUCUUCAAGAUUAUGAGAUUGGCAGCCCAGAAAGAUGAAUCUGGCAAACAAAAGAAGUUUGAAUGGAAUUCAGAAUGCCAAGAUGCAUUUGACGAGCUGAAGGAAGAGGGGAAGCAACAGAAACCAGUUUACUACAUCAGUAGCGUGUUACAUGGAGCUGAAGUCAGAUAUUCCAUUGCCGAGAAAGCGACCUUAGCAGUUGUCACUUCGGCCAGGAAACUAAGACCGUACUUCCAAUCACACUCAAUCAUAGUCCUCAUGGACCAGCCGCUCAGACAAAUUUUGCAGAAGCCAGAGUGUUCGGGGAGAUUGAUCAAAUGGGCAGUCGAACUGAGCAAAUUCGAGCUCACAUUUCAACAGAGGUCAGUAAUUCGAGCUCAGGCCCUUGCCGAUUUCAUAGUAGAAUGCACCUCAGCUCACUCUGAUUCCCAGUCUGAGGUGGACAGUUGGAUUCUGUAUGUCGAUGGCGCAUCAAGUAGCAAAGGUUGUGGCGCUGGUGCACUCCUACUUGGCCCAGAUGGGUAUCGAAGUGAACACGCUCUAAAAUUUAAUUUUGAUGCCACCAACAAUAUGGCCGAAUACGAAGCCUUGCUGCUCGGCUUACAGCUAGCGACAGAAUUGAAGGUUGAAGCGAUACAAAUAUACAGUGAUUCACAGAAAUUCCACUUAAGCAAAAUCCCUCGAGCUGAAAAUGAGCAAGCAGACUCCCUCUCCAAGUUUGCUUCUGAUGGCAACCAAAGCUCCAGAUCGGUCGUUGUAGAAAUUCUAGACGAGCCUAGCUUCUUGAAACCACGAAUGAUGGAGGUCAGCACAGAUCCUAGCUCAUCAAGCUGGACAGAUCCAAUUAUCUCGUUUCUCCGGGAUGGCACAGUGCCCGCGGAUAAACAGGAAGAGAUGAGGUUGAGGAAGAAGGCAUCUCGAUAUACCUUUGUUAAUGAUGUCCUCUACAAGAGAUCUUUCUCACUCCCUCUGCUUCGCUGCCUAACUCCUUAUGAGGCCGAAUACGCACUUCGGGAGGAUGCCACCCAGUUCGUACAGAGGUGUCAGAAGUGUCAGUUCUUCGCAUAUCUAAUCCACCAGCUUGCAAAAGAACUCACUACUUUGGUAGCGCCUUGGCCAUUUGCUCAAUGGGGUCUCGACCUUUUAGGUCCAUUUAUGAAGGGGGUAGGAGGUGUAACCCAUCUCAUUGUUGGUGUGGAUUACUUCACAAAAUGGGUCGAAGCUCGGGCACUAUCCAGUCUUACCUCCAAGAAGGUUGAAGACUUUGUUUUCAGCUCGAUUAUUUGCAAAUAUGGGAUCCCGAGUCAGAUUGUAGCUGACAACGGAACUCAAUUCAAUUACGCCUCAUUCCGGGAUUUUUGUUCCAGCUACGGGAUCAAACUGCAAUUCACCUCAGUUUACCAUCCAGAGUCCGACGGCAUGGUCGAAUCUGUUAACAAAUGCAUCCUAGAAGGUAUAAAGCCGAGAUUGGAACAGCACAAGGCCAGAUGGGCAGACGAACUCAACAACGUUCUCUGGGCAUAUAGAACCACAAGCCGAAUUGCCACAGGUGAAACACCCUAUCAUCUGACCUUCGGUACCGAAGCAGUCAUUCCUAUCGAGAUAGGAAUCCCAAGCUUCAAGGUCACCCAUUUCGAUGAAGGACAAAAUGGACAACUGCUUCGGGAGAACCUUGAUCUGCUUGAUGAAUUAGCACCAAACUGGGAAGGCCUCUACACUAUAGCCGAAGUGCCGCACCCCGGUGCUUAUAUCCUACAAGACACUGAGGGCAAAAGGGUUCAUAGAGUCUGGAAUACCAAUAACUUGAAGAAAUUUUACCCUUAAUUUCAGUAAACUUUGUCUUAUUUCUAUAAUCGCCAUUAUUCUGAUUACUGUAUACCGAAGCUCAAUAAUGAACUCCACUUCACAUUUGAAGUGUUUCAGUCCUUUCAUUGUGACUUAUUCAACCACUUUACUUCAUUUGCUAGGUUAUAAUUUCUUUACCCUCACUUCUGAAGUGUUUUGCUUUAUCUUUUGUCAUUUCCAGUCCGCCUCAUAUAUAUACAUACCCAAGGUCAAUUCCUUUCCUGUUCAUUUUAUUGUGUUUGAGGUCAGAACCUUGUGUUAAGUGAAGCUACUAUAUCUGAAGUCAUUCACUUUUAUAAAAAUGAAUGCCAAGA
This is a messenger RNA of Rubroshorea leprosula, 5155 nucleotides long. The record is from the annotation of a GenBank genome assembly. NCBI's taxonomy places the organism in Eukaryota, Viridiplantae, Streptophyta, Magnoliopsida, Malvales, Dipterocarpaceae.